CUCCAGUCCUUCCAGAAGAGGGCGCUUGGUGUUUACAGUGAAAUUUUAGAGUUGUUUUUCUUUGAUUGUAGAUUGGGAGUCCUCCUCUUGAUCCUACUGAGCAUUUUCUUCCUGAAGAAGAGAAACUUACUGAACAAGAGAGAUCAAAAAGAUUUGAGAAGGUUUAUACUCAUAACCUAUAUUACCUGGCUCAAGUCUACCAACAUAAGGAAGUGUUUGAGAAGGCUGCUCAUUAUUGCCACAGUACCCUAAAACGCCAGCUUGAGCACAAUGCCUACCAUCCUAUAGAGUGGGCUAUUAAUGCUGCUACCUUGUCACAAUUUUACAUCAAUAAGCAAUGCUUUAUGGAGGCCAGGCACUGUUUAUCAGCUGCUAAUGUCAUUUUUGGUCAAACUGGAAAGAACCCAACCACAGAAGACACUACUGAAACUGAAGGAGAUGUGCCAGAGCUUUAUCAUCAAAGAAAAGGGGAAAUAGCAAGAUGCUGGAUCAAAUACUGUUUGACACUCAUGCAGAAUGCUCAACAUUCAAUGCAGGACAACAUAGGAGAACUUGAUCUUGAUAAACAAUCUGAACUGAGAGCUUUAAGGAAAAAAGAACUCGAUGAGGAAGAAAGCGUCAGGAAGAAAGCUGUGCAGUUUGGAACCGGUGAGCUCUGUGAUGCCAUCUCUGCGGUGGAAGAGAAAGUGAGCUACCUGAGACCUUUAGAUUUUGAAGAAGCCAGAGGGCUUUUCUUAGUGGGUCAGCACUAUGUCUCUGAAGCAAAAGAGUUCUUUCAGAUUGAUGGCUAUGUCACUGACCAUAUUGAAGUUGUCCAAGACCACAGUGCUCUGUUUAAAGUGCUUGCGUUCUUUGAAACUGACAUGGAGAGACGUUGCAAGAUGCAUAAACGUAGAAUAGCCAUGCUAGAGCCCCUAAUUGUGGAUCUGAACCCACAGUAUUAUCUGUUGGUCAACAGACAGAUUCAGUUUGAAAUUGCACAUGCUUACUAUGAUAUGAUGGAUUUGAAGGUUGCCAUUGCUGACAAGCUGAGGGAUCCUGAUUCACACAUCGUAAAAAAAAUAAAUAAUCUUAAUAAGUCAGCAAUGAAGUACUACCAGCUCUUCCUAGACUCCCUGAGAGACCCAAAUAAAGUGUUUCCUGAGCAUAUAGGGGAAGACGUGCUUCGCCCUGCCAUGUUGGCUAAGUUUCGAGUUGCUCGUCUCUAUGGCAAAAUCAUCACUUCAGAUCCCCAAAAAGAGCUAGAAAAUUUGGCAACAUCCUUGGAACAUUACAAAUUUAUUGUUGAUUACUGUGAAAAGCACCCCGAAGCUGCUCAGGAAAUAGAAGUGGAGCUAGAACUUAGUAAAGAGAUGGUGAGUCUUCUUCCAACAAAAAUGGAGAGAUUCAGAACCAAGAUGGCCCUGACUUAAUAAACUUCAUUUUUAAUGAAAGAAAAUGUGCAAUAUUGAAGAUAUUUUUUCCCCUUAGUCAAACGGGCCCAAUUCCAUUGUUAUAUUUACUUUUAUAGCCAGAGGAGUGCAGUUCGAACUUGAGAUACAGUCAGACCAAUGUAGUCUUUACUAGGACCUUAAUCAACAUAAAUGUAAUUAAUAAUUUAUAUCUAAUUAUGUAGAUUGACUUGUUAAAGUGACAUGUGAUUGGUAUUUUAGAGUGUAUGUUCCCUAUUUAAAUAUAAACUUUUCCUGCCUCAUUUUCUAAAGGUAGGUUCUUCGUUGUCUAGUACCUGAUGGAUCCUUUGAGAGGAAAAAUGCUGGUUAAUAUAUCUUGUAGACCAACCUAUUAUUAAAAUUGAAAAAGUAACUUCCUGUAAUACUUUCAACAAUAAAGAUUAAGAGAAAAA
Myotis lucifugus (little brown bat) is the source of this 1843-nucleotide messenger RNA. Its product is annotated as KIF1-binding protein. The record is from RefSeq and is a predicted model, not a curated record. The transcript is spliced from 5 exons. The coding region runs from base 345 to 1412 and encodes 355 amino acids. Lineage: Eukaryota; Metazoa; Chordata; Mammalia; Chiroptera; Vespertilionidae.